Nannospalax galili (Upper Galilee mountains blind mole rat) is the source of this 1281-nucleotide messenger RNA. RefSeq names its product arginine and serine rich protein 1 (gene Rsrp1). Bases 149 to 1009 code for a protein of 286 amino acids. The record is from RefSeq and is a predicted model, not a curated record. NCBI's taxonomy places the organism in Eukaryota, Metazoa, Chordata, Mammalia, Rodentia, Spalacidae. The transcript is spliced from 5 exons.
CCAGGACCUCAGAGGUUGACGAUCUAGUGUGUGAAGAAGGGACCGGUCUCCGUUUCACAGACCUAAGCUUCCCUUGUCCUGAGUGCGGAGUCUGCGGCUUGUGCGGCCUUUGCUUUUUCUGAAGAGAAGGAAGUCCAGCCGCAGCGCCAUGUCCCAGUACGUGAACGACAUGUGGCCCGGCUCGCCGCAGAAGGAUUCGCCGUCCACGUCGGGCUCCAGCCGCCUGUCAUCGCGCUCCCGCAGCCGCUCCUCGUCCCGUAGCUCCCGGCCCGACUUGCGCAGCCGCUCAUCCUCCCGCAGCCAUAGCCGGCCCCGGCGGAGCCAGAGGUCCCGGUCCCGCUCGCGGAGGCGCCAGCAGCGCAAGUUCCGGCGCUACUCGCGUUCCUACUCGCGCAGCCGCUCGCGGUCGAGCAGCCGCCGGUAUCGGAACAGCCGUUACGGGCGGCCGCGGAGGUACUACCAGUCCCGGUCGCCCUACCGGUCCCGCAGCAGGUCGCUCUCCCGCGGAAGGUCGCACUACCGUAGGUCCUACUACGCGCUAAUGCGCGAGCGCCGCCACUACGGCUUAUGCCGCACUCUGUAUCGCGAGGAGCACGGCAGGUGGAGGGAGAGGCCCAGAACCAGGUCGCGCAGCAGGAGCAGAACCCCCUUUCGCCUGAGUGAAAAAGAUCGAAUGGAGCUGCUAGAAAUAGCAAAAGCCAAUGCAGCAAAAACCCUAGGAACAACCAACUUUGACUUGCCAGCUAGUCUUCGAACGGUAGUUAAAGAAGCCAGCCAGGGAACAGCUGUUGGAAGCAAUGGUGUAAAGAUGGAGCUAUCAGAAAAGCAAACAGAAGAUGGAACUAAAAGUCCCAGUGAAAAGUCAUCUUCACAAAGCAUAGCCUUUAGCGCUAAUAAUUCUGUUGCAAAACCCGUACAGAAGACAGCUAAAGUUGCUGCCGAGACAUCUUCAGGACCACCAAAAAUAGAUAAGAAAAAAAGUCCAUAUGGGCUGUGGAUACCUGUCUAAAAGAAGAAAAUUGAUGGCUGAGGUCACCUAAAAAAUUGCACUUUACUGCAAGUUAUGUCUAGCAUUAUGUCACCUGCUCGAGCAAAGGCAGCAGGAAUUACUGCUAAUGGUAAUUUUCUCUUGAAGAUGUGAGUACAGAUGGACCAGAGAAUUGCAUACAGGUGGGAGUCUUGUAUAUACUUGUAAGUAUUGUAUAUCAAUUAAAUACAAAAGUGAAUUGUGUAAAACACAUUUGUACUGUGUUUUGUAUUUGUUAAUAAAAUUUUUAUGUC